CUGCCGUUGUGUACAGAUCCGGUGUGUAAGCAUGGCGGUGGAGAUGAGGCUCCCAGCGCUGCACAAACACGUUUCUAUCACACCAUCACAGUCUCACCGGGACGACAAACACCUGGUGGUCCCUGGCGAUGUCAUCACAUCUGACACGGGCUUCAUGAGGGGUCAUGGCACGUACAUGGAUGAAGAGCGGCUCACGGCUUCAGUGGCUGGACAGGUGGAGCGGGUCAACAAACUCAUCUGUGUGAAGCCGCUGAAGACCAGGUACAACGGCGAGGUUGGCGAUGUGGUUGUAGGCAGAAUCACUGAGGUGCAGCAGAAACGAUGGAAAGUCGAGACAAAUUCACGUCUGGAUUCAGUGCUUCUGCUGUCGUCAGUCAAUCUUCCCGGAGGAGAGCUGAGACGGCGAUCAACACAGGAUGAGCUGGCCAUGAGAGACUAUCUUCAGGAAGGAGAUCUCAUCAGUGCAGAGGUUCAGUCGAUCUUCUCAGACGGCGCUCUCUCUCUGCACACACGCAGCUUGAAGUACGGGAAGCUGGGUCAGGGUGUGCUGGUUUUAGUCUCACCGUCGCUAGUGAAGAGGCAGAAAACUCACUUCCACAACCUGCCGUGCGGAGCAUCCGUAAUACUGGGCAACAACGGCUAUGUGUGGCUGUAUCCCACACCGGAACAGCAGGACGAGGAGGCCGGCGGAUACUACACCAGCAUGGAGCCCGUGUCUCGGAAUGAUCGGGAGGUGAUUUCUAGGCUCAGGAACUGUUUGUUGGCUCUCGCGGCUCAUAAGGUUUUGCUGUAUGACACCAGCGUGCUGUACUGCUAUGAAGCGUCUCUUCCGCAACAGACUAAAGACAUCCUAAAGCCAGAGGUCAUGGAGGAGAUCAUUUUGGAGACACGACAGCGCCUAGUCGAGCACGAAGGAUAAACCACACGCUCUCCUGCUUUUACUGUUUCAUACAAACCCUAUAGUUGAUGUCUUGAAAUAAAUGAAUUUGUUUGAAAA
Molecule: messenger RNA, 997 nt
Organism: Megalobrama amblycephala (Wuchang bream)
Lineage: Eukaryota; Metazoa; Chordata; Actinopteri; Cypriniformes; Xenocyprididae
Gene: exosc2
Product: exosome component 2
Exons: 9
Coding region: 32-919 (295 amino acids)
Biological process (GO): TRAMP-dependent tRNA surveillance pathway; U4 snRNA 3'-end processing; exonucleolytic trimming to generate mature 3'-end of 5.8S rRNA from tricistronic rRNA transcript (SSU-rRNA, 5.8S rRNA, LSU-rRNA)
Cellular component (GO): nuclear exosome (RNase complex); cytoplasmic exosome (RNase complex)
Molecular function (GO): RNA binding
Source: RefSeq, a predicted model, not a curated record